AGUGUCAAAAUAUUUUCUUUCGGCCGUGCGUUUUCAUGUUGUUUAUCCAUAUUUCCCUUUAUUUACGUUUUUAUGGGAAAAAUAAGAUAAUCAUGCUCUAUACUCAUGACGGCAUAUCUCCAAAAUUUUUAUCGGAAAUUCUAUGUGUAUAAAUGCCUCAGUAAUACAGUUUCGCAGUUGUUUUUAGAUCUUUGAAUUUGGAUUUGUUGACUGAAUUUUCUUAAAUUUUCUCGUACAAUGUUUCAUAAAAGUGAGGGCUGUUUUUUGCAGUCUCGGCACGGGUACAGUAGGCACGAUGAAUUUGAUGAGUUGAAUGAUUUAUUUAACAAAAAGUUCCAGUUUAGGUUCAGCGAGGAAUGGGAGCUACCGAGCGCAGACUCGUGGUUUUCCGCGCCGCCUUGGAAGGUUAAAGAACUCGAGACUUUGAAAACUCGACUGAAUUUCUACAAGAGUCAGUUGAAUGAUUUUAAUAUUGAAGAAUGGAGCAGUCAUACAAGGCGGCGGAACCCAGCUGGGGAAGUUUGUUGGAAGAUCCGAUGCCUCGUCAACCCAGAGUUUCUCACACAAGCGUGGACUAAGUUCUAUGAGUGUGCCAGUACAUAUAAUGCCGUGCCUAUGGAGGCUAUCAUUGAGAGGAAGAUGGUGUCCCUGCACUUGUGUGAAGCCCCGGGUGCAUUCAUCACGUCACUAAACCAUUACUUGAAGUCUAAUUACCCUGAUGUUGAGUGGAAAUGGAUAGCUAACACUCUGAACCCGUACUAUGAAGGCAACUCCCCGUCAAACAUGAUAAGUGAUGACCGGUUCAUGUUUCACACCCUGAACAACUGGGACUUCGGUGCUGACAACACGGGCAACCUGAUGGACUGGAACAAUUCACAGGCUAUUGUGAACAAAGCCAAAUCAUUGGGCAAGGUAUUACUGGUAACAGCAGACGGCUCCAUUGACUGCCUGCAGAAGCCUGAUGCUCAGGAGGAGGUCACUUCACUGCUCCAUUACUGUGAAAUUGUCACAGCCCUACAAGCACUCAGUCCAGGUGGAACAUUUAUAUUCAAGCUCUUCACAAUGUUCGAGCAUUCCACAGUCAGCCUGCUCUACCUCAUCAACCAUUUGUUUGAAGAGGUGAACAUCUACAAGCCAGUCACCUCACGCCAAGGCAACUCUGAAGUUUACGCAGUGUGCCUCAAAUAUAAAGGCAGUGACGGCUUGACUCCGUUCAUAUCGAGACUCGAGGUUGCAUUUGGUACCGAAUUGUACGAAACUUUAGCACUGUUCCCUCUAGAGGCUAUACCGGAAAGCUUUCUGAAACAAGUCCAAGAUUGCGCAUUUUAUUUCAGCUCAAUACAGUGCCAGGUGAUAAACAACAAUCUGCAAGCAUAUUUAAUGCAAAAUAAUCCUGCCCUGUAUAGAGACAUAAAGAAAAUACGAGCAAUUGUGGCCUCUGAAUUUAUCUGGAAAUACAACUUGAGGCCGUUGGAGAUGGAAGAUGAGAUACUUAAAGGAAUAUUGCAUGAAGAGAACAAAAUCAACACAAAUCCGCGGUAUCAUCGCGGUUCCUAUACAGAGAGGGAGCUGUACACUAAAAUGAACUUGAAAGAGAAAAGUAAAAGUCUCAGCUCAUUUCUAGAAGCAGAAGUAUUGUCCAAUCCUAUGAUGUCUACGACUGAACAAACGAAAUGGAUAAAUCACGAUGAAAAUCUCAAAAUUAACCCCAUACUGACACUUGGAAAGCCACUUAAGAAAAUUGGCAGUUCCAAAUUCAUAUUUGUGCCAAUAUUCAAACUGUACCAGCAAAUUUUGGCAGAGAAAGAGUUCAGAGAGAUCAUCUUCGGUAAAGAUGAGACAAUAGAGACUCAAAACACGCCUGAGCUGGUCAAUAAAACAAGUUGCAAUGGAAAUAAAGAACUCUAUCUGUCUGAGUUUGUUCAUAAAGAAGAUUACAGUGUGUAUGAAAAGAGAUGUUUCAAGCAGUUAUUACAGCUGCUGAAUAGUCUAUCCAUUGGAGACUCGUUAAUGAUACGGAAUUUUAGUACAUUGACGCAUUUCAACAACAGUGUUCUGUUCAUUCUUUCCAAAAAGUGCUUUGCAAGCACUGGGUUGACGUGUUACGGUAGUAUUAUACUGAACAAUUUGCUGACCAAAGAGCCAUUCAAGUAUUUAGAUGAUAUAGCGACUGAAUGUGACAAAGUGAUGGGAGAUGAUUCAAAAGAUGUGUUGAACACAUUGCCAGUUCAGGUAACAAAUACUGGAGAGUUCUUCAACAACAUUGUUUUCUUCAACAAUACAUUCUACAGGAACAAAUGUACUGAAUACCUGAAGUCUAUUCAAAUGUCUCUUUAAAGUUGAUUUCAUAAAGCAUUUUAUGUUGUGUUUAUAUAAAUUAUUUUUGUAACAAAAAACAAAUGUUUUUGUUAUUUAUUAAGAUGAUGAACGGCCACGGGACUCAUAUUGUAAAUAAACAUGUCCAUUUUA
Molecule: messenger RNA, 2469 nt
Organism: Pectinophora gossypiella (pink bollworm)
Lineage: Eukaryota; Metazoa; Arthropoda; Insecta; Lepidoptera; Gelechiidae
Gene: aft
Product: cap-specific mRNA (nucleoside-2'-O-)-methyltransferase 2
Exons: 4
Coding region: 238-2337 (699 amino acids)
Biological process (GO): 7-methylguanosine mRNA capping
Cellular component (GO): nucleus; cytoplasm
Molecular function (GO): methyltransferase cap1 activity
Source: RefSeq, a predicted model, not a curated record